Molecule: messenger RNA, 408 nt
Organism: Nerophis lumbriciformis (worm pipefish)
Lineage: Eukaryota; Metazoa; Chordata; Actinopteri; Syngnathiformes; Syngnathidae
Source: RefSeq, a predicted model, not a curated record
AUGUAUAAAGGCCGAGCAGGAGGCACUGAAGCCCCAGUGAACCCGAAGGCCUACCCGUUGGCCGACGCCACGCUCACCAAAACCAUCCUUGACUUGGUGCAGCAAGCAUCCAACUAUAAGCAACUGAGGAAGGGGGCUAAUGAAGCCACAAAAACCCUGAACAGAGGAAUCGCUGAAUUCAUCGUCAUGGCCGCUGAUGCCGAACCAUUGGAGAUCAUUCUCCACCUCCCGUUGCUGUGCGAGGACAAGAACGUCCCAUACGUGUUCGUCCGAUCCAAACAAGCCUUGGGCCGCGCUUGUGGUGUGUCGCGUCCCGUCAUCGCUACCUCGGUCACCAUUAAAGAGGGGUCUCAGCUCAAACCCCAGAUCCAGACCGUCCAAAUGUCUAUUGAGAGACUACUAGUUUGA